Messenger RNA from Puccinia triticina, 306 nucleotides. RefSeq lists its product as uncharacterized. Gene Ontology annotation, cellular component: cytoplasm. The coding region runs from base 1 to 306 and encodes 101 amino acids. Gene Ontology annotation, biological process: glycogen biosynthetic process. The transcript is spliced from 2 exons. The record is from RefSeq and is a predicted model, not a curated record. Gene Ontology annotation, molecular function: alpha-1,4-glucan glucosyltransferase (UDP-glucose donor) activity. NCBI's taxonomy places the organism in Eukaryota, Fungi, Basidiomycota, Pucciniomycetes, Pucciniales, Pucciniaceae.
AUGCGCGAGACGCUCUACAACGUGCUGAUCCUUGGCUUUGGGAACCCAAUGGAUGCCUCGGUCCUGAUGUAUGAUCAACAAGAUGCUGGCGGAAAAAUGUAUCCCCUCGGAGGUAUCUACACAGUCAUCAAGACCAAGGCCCCGGUAACCUGCCACGAGUAUGGUGAUCAAUACUGUCUCUUGGGCCCCUUGGCUUACAAGUCGGCCCCAAUGGAAGUAGAAGCCAUCAAACCUGACACGCUCGAGAUGAGAGACUCGCUCCAUUCAAUGAAGGAUCGUGGGGUCAAGUAUCUCUACAGACAUUGA